UCUCUCUCUCGGUGCGUAAAGACGCACUCCCGGCUUGCUUGACGGUUGGUGUUUCUCAGGUCGCGCUGCCGCCCAGACUUCAGGUUGGGGAGCCGUCACGUAUUUACUGACGGGGACACGCGAGUUUUCGUACCGAUGCUCCAUCUGUUCGCGAAGGCACUAUUUGGGGAGAUAAACCGAACCAACCGUCAUUUUCCUUUCCGUUUUGCCGUUUCGUGUCAACAAGUUCAAAUCCAGAUUCUCUCAGUCUGUCUGCCACCGGGAGGGAUAUAACGGACCCGCUGCUCCCUCUUGUAUCACCAACUCACCAAAGGGAGAUUUAUUUCCAUUAAAACUUUGGAAUCUUUUUUUCAACUGCGGUAAACAAAAAGAAUCAGAGCGCGCAGAGAAUGAUGGCGCGACGCAUUUACCAAAACCUGGUUUUCUCGUCCAUGUUUGGAUGCUUGGUUUGGCUAACGGUGGUUUCUGUCGUUCACGCUGACGGUCGUGUGUUUCUAUUGGACCAGAGAAACACGUCUGAUUCCGGGGGAUUGGCCGAGGCAGAACAUGCGUGUGCUAUCCAUGAUGCCCGGCUGGCGUCGACCGAGGAGCUGCGUCACGCCGUGAUGGAGUGUUCCUUCUCUGCCUGCACACGAGGAUGGCUGGACGGGGGCAGCGUGGGGACUACAGUGUGCAGUAAUCAGGGCAGUGCUCUGAAGUCAGUGGAUCUGAAGAUAGAGAACGCUACAGAGGACAACACACACCUGGAUGCUUUCUGUGUCAAAGACAAAGGUGGUCCAUGUGGCGAUCCCCCUGCGUUCCCCAACAUGCGUCUCCAGGGCCACACAGGGUUUGAGAUGGGGGACGAGCUGCUGUACUCCUGUCUUCCUGGUCAUGUGAUGCCCGGCGGCCACUCAGCAUUCAGCCUGCUGUGUGACAGCUGUGGAGAGUGGUAUGGACUGGUACAGCUUUGUGGCAAAUACGAGACAGAGACACACAUCGACUAUGAAGAUAUGUUCACUGACCACGAUCACCACCUCUCCUACGACACCCCUGCAGAGGAGGAGAACACAGAGGAGGAGAACACAGAGGAGGAGGUGGACACAGAAGAAGAGGAGCACAGCGAUCAGGAGCAGCAAGAGGCCAGCUUCAGUGUGGAGGCAGGAGGAGAGGAGGAGGAGGCAGGAGGAGAGGAGCUGUCUGUGGGAGAGGAGGUGGGGGGAGGAAUGGAGGAAGAGGUGGAAGACUCGACAGACCCUCCCGUUGAGAAGGAGGAGGCAGGAGGAGAGGAGGAGGCAGGAGGAGAGGAGCUGUCUGUGGGAGAGGAGGUGGGGGGAGGAAUGGAGGAAGAGGUGGAAGACUCGACAGACCCUCCCGUUGAGAAGGAGGAGCAGGUGGAGGAGGCAGGAGGAGAGGAGCUGUCUGUGGGAGAGGAGGUGGGGGGAGGAAUGGAGGAAGAGGUGGAAGACUCGACAGACCCUCCCGUUGAGAAGGAGGAGCAGGUGGAGGAGAUGUUAGAGGUGACUGAGGCGCCAGUCUCCCUGAUAUCUCAGAAGCACCUGUUCUGGUUCCCCUCAGAGGCCACCCAGGAGGUGGGACAUGUGGAACCCACCCACCCGCUAGUCACACAGGACACACCCACUGAGGGGGACAACCCUGUCAGGGCCUCCGGCAGCGAAUCAAUGGAGAGCAAGCAAGACGACAGCCAACCAGAGGAGACGAAGGAUUAUGACAGCCAUGAGGGUCGCUUCCAACAACCAAUUGACCACGACGACCAUGAUGACCAUCACCACGACGACCAUGAUGACCAUCACCACGACGACCAUGAUGACCAUCACCACGACGACCAUGAUGACCAUCACCACGACAACCAUGAUGACCAUCACCACGACGACCAUGAUGACCAUCACCACGACGACCAUGAUGACCAUCACCACGACGACCAUGAUGACCAUCACCACGACGACCAUGAUGACCACGAAGAUGAUGCUGACCGUGAACAUAACCACAAUGACCACGACGGUCAAACAGAUCCUGGUCACGACGAAAGCUCUGAGGGUGAAGACCAUGUUGUUGAACGCCUUGACCACAAUGAUCAUGAUGACCAUGAAAGCUAUGGCAGUGAAGACGCCCACCGUGAGGCCCAAGGAGAACACGAGGAGGAUGAUAACCACGGUGUACAUGAUGACCACGAAGGUCAUGACCCCGGUCAUGUAACCGAUCACCAUGACGACCAUGUCCAUGAUCACCUUGAUGAAGACCAGAGUGAACAUGAAGAUGAUCGUAGUGACCCUAACAGUCACGACCAUCACUACGACGACCAUGAUUAUGAUGACUAUGUGAUCCCCCCCGUCGGCAUGACAACAGGCGAGCCUCAGAAUGUAAAACCCACCGCCAGCACCGACGAGACCUGGUUGGACGGCUACCCUGUUAGUCAGGAGGAGACCGACGCUGAUAAAGUGGGCGGUGGAUCCUCAGAGGAAGGGGUGGAGCUUGAGGUGGGAGUGGAGGAAGAGGAGGGUGUUGUGGUUGUCGGGGCGACAGACCGGCCCAAUGAGGUGGAGUUGAGUCGUCCCACCCCGUUCACGGGAGUCCCCCAGGUCCCCCUGUCCCCCACACAGGGGGCGAACUCUGUAGAGCAGGAUCAGGACCAGGGCUUGGUGGGAGGACUCACCCCUACAGCCUCACCCGACCUACCUCUCUCCCCCGAGGCCACAGCCUCACCCGACCUACCUCUCUCCCCCGAGGCCACAGCCUCACCCGACCUACCUCUCUCCCCCGAGGCCACAGCCUCACCCGACCUACCUCUCUCCCCCGAAGCCACAGCCUCACCCGACCUACCUCUCUCCCCCGAGGCCACAGCCUCACCCGACCUACCUCUCUCCCCCGAGGCCACAGCCUCACCCGACCUACCUCUCUCCCCCGAGGCCACAGCCUCACCCGACCUACCUCUCUCCCCCGAAGCCACAGCCUCACCCGACCUACCUCUCUCCCCCGAGGCCACAGCCUCACCCGACCUACCUCUCUCCCCCGAAGCCACAGCCUCACCCGACCUACCUCUCUCCCCCGAGGCCACAGCCUCACCCGACCUACCUCUCUCCCCCGAGGCCACAGCCUCACCCGACCUACCUCUCUCCCCCGAGGCCACAGCCUCACCCGACCUACCUCUCUCCCCCGAGGCCACAGCCUCACCCGACCUACCUCUCUCCCCCGAGGCCACAGCCUCACCCGACCUACCUGCCACAGCCUCACCCGACCUACCUCUCUCCCCCGAAGCCACAGCCUCACCCGACCUACCUCUCUCCCCCGAAGCCACAGCCUCACCCGACCUACCUCUCUCCCCCGAGGCCACAGCCUCACCCGACCUACCUCUCUCCCCCGAGGCCACAGCCUCACCCGACCUACCUCUCUCCCCCGAAGCCUCAGAUUCACAUUCAGCCGACUACGCCACCCCCUCUCUGACAUCAUCACUGGAUGACGAUGCCUCCGGCAACACAGCCAGGCCUUCUCCCACAGGCUCCUGGGAAACCACGGAUCACGUGCACCCUUUCCUGGAGCACGGCCCCGCACCCACAGCGUGGACUGAUGACGUCAUCGACGAGGAGGAACGUUCGGCCCAGCACAACCUGACUCGACACAGCGGGGAGAUGGAGGGUGAGGAGGAGGAGAGCGAAGGUGAGACGGGGGAGACAGGGUGUACUGGGGGUGAGGAGGACUGCCCUCCUCCCCCUCCUCCCUCCUCCGGCAGGGGUUCCACGGUUGCAGCCAUUGUGGUUGCUAUGUGCGCGGUUGCCGUGGCAGCCACCAUCGGGGCGUGGUGUUACUGGCGAAAACAGCAGAAGAGCUCGAUGUACGAGAUGAACGGGAAGGAUCAGAGUCACAGCAGACAUGGACAACAGAUAGAGAUGCAACAGAAAGUCUAAGAUAAAGAGAGAGACAGUGGAGAUACAGAGAGUAGAGGGGAGGGGGUAGGGAGGGGGAUGUAGGUGAGGGUAUUUGGGGGGGAGUUGAACAGACACACACUACACCUGCAGAGACAGAAGAAUGAGUUGAGGGGUGAGGAAGGAUUGGGGGUGAGGGAGGGUGAGGGUGGGGCUAACCCUAGCAGGAGUUUUCAGCUCUGGUGACUUCUCCUCCAGAGCUCUGGGACAUUGAGGUACAGAAUUAUACGUGUUUGUUACUGUUAUUAUUGUGUAAUUGCCAUGUUACUGUAUAAUACCAUGUUACUGUGUAAUUACAAUAAUAUUUACCAUGUUCCUGUGUAAUUACUAUGAUAGUGUAAUUACCAUGUUCCUGUGUAAUUACUAUGUUCCUGUGUAAUUACUAUGUUAGUGUAAUUACUAUGUUCCUGUAUAAUUACUAUGUUCCUGUGUAAUUACCAUGUUCCUGUGUAAUUACUAUGUUCCUGUGUAAUUACUAUGUUCCUGUGUAAUUACUAUGUUCCUGUGUAAUUACUAUGUUACUGUGUAAUUACUAUGUUCCUGUGUAAUUACUAUGUUCCUGUGUAAUUACUAUGUUCCUGUGUAAUUACUAUGUUCCUGUGUAAUUACUAUGUUCCUGUGUAAUUACUAUGUUCCUGUGUAAUUACCAUAAUAAUUACUAUGUUCCUGUGUAAUUACCAUAAUAAUUACUAUGUUCCUGUGUAAUUACUAUGUUACUGUGUAAUUACUAUGUUCCUGUGUAAUUACUAUGUUCCUGUGUAAUUACUAUGUUCCUGUGUAAUUA
Molecule: messenger RNA, 4704 nt
Organism: Salmo salar (Atlantic salmon)
Lineage: Eukaryota; Metazoa; Chordata; Actinopteri; Salmoniformes; Salmonidae
Biological process (GO): Notch signaling pathway
Source: RefSeq, a predicted model, not a curated record